Molecule: messenger RNA, 2277 nt
Organism: Aspergillus puulaauensis
Lineage: Eukaryota; Fungi; Ascomycota; Eurotiomycetes; Eurotiales; Aspergillaceae
Exons: 2
Coding region: 1-2277 (758 amino acids)
Biological process (GO): carbohydrate metabolic process
Molecular function (GO): carbohydrate binding; hydrolase activity, hydrolyzing O-glycosyl compounds
Source: RefSeq, a predicted model, not a curated record
AUGCGAUCUCUCAACUUGUUGCUCUGGGCACUGUCCUCCACGAGUGCAUUCGCGGCACAAGGCCCUUGGGACCUAGGUAAGGGCUUCCAGCUAGCCGUGGAUGAUACUGCCAACCGGGUGUCUCUCACACAGAACGGUCGGAGAAUCUGGGAGACUGUGCCUGGCCAGAACUUUAUCAGUGCCAGUGGCGGCGAGGAUAUCGUCACUGCAGCCAAUGGAAAUUUCAAGAUCGAGGAGGUCGACUACCAUAAAUGCACUGGCCAGGAGAUCACAAGCGUCGCACAACGAUCAUGGAAUGGGACCGUGAACGGCCAUGCUGCUGUCAUACAGGGAAAUCUCACAGACUGCGGCGAUGCAACUGUUCCGUUCUCUGUUGCAUUCUGGGUGCCAUCUCAGUUCCCAGAUCGCAUUGCAUUCAAUGCGCAGGUCAACGGCGGCUCUUCGUCGGAUGCAGCCACGAAGCUGUUUCUCACCUACGGCUCUUCAGUCUCUGAGGACUUUUACGGACUUGGAGGCCAGGCUUCGUUUGCGUCAUUGAAGAACCAGUCUGUGCCUAUCUUCUCUCGCGAGCAGGGCGUUGGUCGGGGAGACCAGCCUACCACUGACCUGAAUAGCGAGGAUGGCUUCUUCGCGGGGGGAGACCACUUUACUACCUAUUCGGCCAUUCCUCAGUAUAUUAGUUCACAUUCGCGAGUAUUCUUCCUUACUGAGCAGAGUACUGCCUAUACGACAUUCGACUUCACCGAGGCCAACGCGGUCACGGUCCGUUAUGACGCCCCGUCUGUUGACGGCUACCUGAUGCAGGCAGAGAGCAUGCUUGACGGAAUUACCAUGGUCACAGAAUAUACUGGAAAGAUGCCCGAGUUGCCUCAGUGGGUCGACAGUGGUGCAGUUGUCGGGAUACAAGGUGGACAGGACAAGGUCAACAAGGUCGUCGAGCGAGGACUCAGCCAGGGAUGUCCCAUUGCGGGUGUCUGGCUCCAGGACUGGUCCGGCACCCACGAGCAGAGCGUCUCGUACAUGAGUUUGAACGUCUCUCGCCUGUGGUGGAACUGGGAGAACGACGCCAAACUGUAUCCCACCUGGAACGACUUCGUGCAGUCCCUGCGAGACCGCCACAACAUUCGCACGCUGUCAUAUAUCAACCCGUUCAUUGCAAACGUGAGCACCAAGUCCGACGGAUACCGAAGCAACCUCUACCUCGAGGCAACAAAAGGCGGGUACAUGAUCCAGAACACCACCACCAACGGCACGUCCGUGAUCUCCAGCGGCCCUGGUCUCGACGCUGGCAUCAUCGAUCUCACCAACUCCGCCGGACGAUCCUGGUUCAGAAACAUGAUGCUCGACCAGGUCUGGAACGCCAACAUCUCCGGCUUCAUGACCGACUUUGGCGAGUACACCCCCGUGUACCCCGACACUCGAUUCGCAGACAAGAGCAUCGACCCCUUCUUCUACCACAACGCCUAUCCCCGCGAAUGGGCAGCCCUCCACCACUGGAUCGGCAAAGGCGUGCCCCAAUUCAAAGACUCGAUCCUCUUCCACCGCUCCUCGUCCAUGUCCGCAAACCGCUACCAGAACCUGUACUGGGCCGGCGACCAGGCCAUAAACUGGGGCGUAAACGACGGCAUCAAGUCCUCCGUCACUGUAAUGGCACAUAUGGGUCUAUCGGGGUACGCCCACGGCCACACCGAGAUCGGCGGAUACACCACAACUUGGGACAGUAAUGGCGUCGUCAACCGCACCGCUGAACUCCUCGGCCGCUGGGGCGAGCUCGCUGCCGUGUCUAGCUCUGUCUUCCGCAGCCACGAGGGGAACGUCCCCCAGGUCAAUGCGCAGUCGUACACCAACUCCUCGACCUAUGCUUACUUUGCCUACAAUGCGCGCAUGUUUGCUAGUCUGGGAAAGUACCGCCGUGCUAUUCUCGAUACCGAGAGUAAGAAGCUCGGCUGGCCGGUCCUGCGUAUGCCGGCCAUCUACUACCCGGAUGAUCCCAACGCCAAGGAAAUCAGCUAUCAGAGUUUCUUCCUCGGUGCGGACCUUUAUGUUGCGCCGGUUCUUGACCCUGGUUGUAUGAGUGUGGAUGUUUAUUUCCCUGGUCAGGGUCAGAUGUAUACGCAUGUUUGGUCUGGGAGGGUUUACCGCGGUGGGAAGACGGUGAAGGUUGCGGCGCCGUAUGGCAAGCCUGCUGUUUUUGUGGUUGGGAGGCCGCAGCAUGAUCUCCUGCAUGACUUUAUGCAGUUUGUGAAGAAGGAGAAUGGGACUGUCAUUCGUGUCUAG